AUGAGAAAUAAAGAGAAAGGAAAAAGAAUUGCCGUGAGAUUAGUGGUACUAUUGCCCUCCAAAAUUGAAGCUGCUGCUCAGAUGGAUGAAACCUUGAUAUCUGCCUACUGUCCAAACCUCAAUGAUAACCAAGACAAGGAUCUUAUAUCUAGGAUGAUUGAAGAAGAUGCUGAUGGAACUGAAGAUUCUGCUGGGGAAGGCUCCCAAGGUGAUGGGGUAGAUAGUCCAGUCACAGCAACUAACAAGAUUAAGUCAACUGAAGAGUCUGAAAAUGUGAAAAGAUGCCUGCUGGACCAAUUCUCUUCAUCAAAGAAUCUUAAGAAAUCUAAAAAUGCCCAUGUGAAACAAAUUUUACCAGUCAUUCCAAAGGGUACCAGACAGGAUAUAGUUCGAGCGAGCAUUAGCUCAUCAUAUCUCUGGAAAUCCUGUAAAGUUUUAAGGCUUACUAAGAAUCUACGAUUGAGAAGUGUUCAAUCAGAAAACGAGGGUAAGGAGAUCGAGGAAUUUGCAAAAUGGAUAGCUAAUAUAGGUGACAGAGUAAUUGGUAGUCAAUGUGAUGGUGAGUCCGAGAUUACUGUUCCAGAACAUUUGUUGUUGAAGUGCGAGGAUGACCCUAUUGCUACAAUUGUUGAUAGCACAUUCCCUAAUUUUAGACUGGGAAUUGGCGAUUUGUCAUAUCUUAAUGAUAGUGCAAUUUAG
Ipomoea nil (Japanese morning glory) is the source of this 699-nucleotide messenger RNA. RefSeq lists its product as uncharacterized. The transcript has 4 exons. NCBI's taxonomy places the organism in Eukaryota, Viridiplantae, Streptophyta, Magnoliopsida, Solanales, Convolvulaceae. Gene Ontology annotation, biological process: DNA repair; telomere maintenance. Bases 1 to 699 code for a protein of 232 amino acids. The record is from RefSeq and is a predicted model, not a curated record. Gene Ontology annotation, molecular function: DNA helicase activity.